AUGGCUGAGCAAGAAAGUGGCCAUAACUCGAGUGAGAGCAGCGAUGAAGACGAUCCUGUUGUUAAAGAGAUCGACGUCUACUUGUCUCAUCAUUUAAAGGAUAAUUUAUACCUGAUGAUGUAUCCGGUAAGGUCCACUCGGAUGCCUUACGCUGACACAUCAUGCAUGAAAGCUCGUAUCAAGCCAAAACAGCAAAAGGUUGAACUAGAAGUAGCGGUCGAUACUGAAAAAAAUUACUGUACAAAUAAAGGUGAAGAUAUGGCUCGAGCGGUCAAUGAAUCCAACUCUCUAAAAGGAAACAAUCAGACUUUUUAUAAUAGUUCUGUCAUGGAUAAGCAGGUGCUAGCUUCUAUGAAGGCAGAAAAUAAUGAUCGUUAUGCUGUAGGGAUUAUGAAAAAUAAUGCUUUACAUGUAACUCCUGUGCAAGCUAUGCUUCAGUUACGGCCUAGUUUUGAUUAUAUUAAUAUGGCAGAAAGUGCGAACGGUACAGGAAAAUUAGAUAAUAGCAAUAGCGGCAUUGUAAAAUCAGAUUCCGAAGAAGAGGAAGACAUUAAACCGGUUACUGUUCGAUAUGCUGUCCCUGAGUCUGAUCAAGCCAAGGCCUAUCGAAUUAGCUCUCACGCAUAUCUUGAAAAGAAGAAUGCUGAAGAACAAUGGAUUGAAGCAGAGUUUGUGGGUCGAGAUGAUACCAGGGCCACUGUGGAAAGAGAGUUAUUAACUAAUGGAAAUAUGGAUGAGAUUACAUGUGAUUACGGUAUAUCUGCCAAAGGCUAUUUGGAUGCGUUAAUGCCGCCUCCUCCAGCGGAAGUUAGUGUCUCGGUUAAUCCCGAAAAUAUCUUGUCCAUUACACAAUUGAAAACAAUGAGCUUACCAGAACAGAUUAAAUCGAUUCUUCUCAGUGGAACUACUAGCCCAAUUACUGGUAUCCCGUCUGAUAUGUUGUGCUUGGCUCGAGAUUAUCUGUUAUGGAAGUUUACACAAACUCGUAUAACCAGCAGGAAAGAAAUAUCUAUGGUAGUUAAGCUACCUAGCGAGGAUUUGAAAGAAAUCAUGACGCAAGUAGCCCUUCUUCGUGUCACAAAAGGUUGGGAAUUUUGCCUGCCGUACGAUUAUCAAUUUAUUGAAAGGUAUCCUGAUGUAGCUCAGCGACAGGUACAAUACUGGGAAAAGAAAUACCAGCAACUAAAAUUAAGGUUAAAAUUACCUACUCAACCGACUGGGGUCCAGUCAGAGACAGUACAAGAUAAAAAACCGGUGAUGGGUAAAGAUAAGGCAAUCAUAUCUGGCCAAGAACGUAUUAAAAUGGCUAAAAAACUUGCUGCGAAACAUGUAAAUGCAAACUCUAGUUCUGUUGACGGCCCAAGUAACAGCAAGAUUAAAAUUAACGUUCCCGAUGGGGCAAUAGCUCAGCAAAGUAAUUUUAACAGUAGCGAUGAUAUCAAAAUUAAGGAUGAGCCAAUGGAUGUGGACGAAUCUGUAGCAGAGACAACUGAUCGUAUGAACGAGCUUAAGCAGGCGGAAAAUGAUGACAAUAACAAUACUUCAGCUGUACCAGAUGAAUUAAUCGUUGUUGUAAAGAACUGGUUAUGCGAAAUCUUUGAUCGUUCAAUUUAUAGCUUAGAAACACUAAAAAGACGGUUAUUACUUUACCAAGGAACUUUAAAGGAGGAUCAUAUUAUGGCAAAAGGAGUUUCCGACAAUACGUUAAAGAGAUGUUUAAAAGAAAUUGGAGUGACAGAACUAGAACAUCAGCCUUUAUCACCAAAUGAAACACCCUCAAAGUUAUAUGUUAAACGGAAAUUAAAUGAAACUAAUGAUAAGUAUAGAGAAGUGUUGCUAGAUCUAUUUAAAGACAAGGCUAAACUACGCCGCAGGGAGAUUGUCUUAGCUAUGGUUGAAAAAACUGGCGAAGCACCAAAUGAUAAGCAAUAUCUAAAGAUUGUGAAGGACGUCUGUGCUAAUAAAGGCAGUAUGUGGUUCCUUAAUCCACUACAACAUUAA
Messenger RNA from Trichoplax adhaerens, 2001 nucleotides. RefSeq lists its product as uncharacterized. Gene Ontology annotation, cellular component: nucleus; RNA polymerase III complex. The transcript is spliced from 18 exons. The record is from RefSeq and is a predicted model, not a curated record. Gene Ontology annotation, biological process: DNA-templated transcription. Bases 1 to 2001 code for a protein of 666 amino acids. NCBI's taxonomy places the organism in Eukaryota, Metazoa, Placozoa, Uniplacotomia, Trichoplacea, Trichoplacidae.